Messenger RNA from Fibroporia radiculosa, 315 nucleotides. RefSeq lists its product as uncharacterized. The transcript has 4 exons. The record is from RefSeq and is a predicted model, not a curated record. The coding region runs from base 1 to 315 and encodes 104 amino acids. NCBI's taxonomy places the organism in Eukaryota, Fungi, Basidiomycota, Agaricomycetes, Polyporales, Fibroporiaceae.
AUGUUUCGCGGAGUCCGAGCCAUCCACAACGCCGUUCUUGAGACGCAGCAGAAGCUCGCACGAAUAUUACAGCAGAAGCCCGAACUUCAACAAUUAGUGCUGGAACUCAAGGGCAUCUUAGAGCAGGAAGGUCUGGAUCUCCAGGGGCAGACGAUGCCCUCGAAACUUCAGUUGCUACGGCUGUUCAUGAAACCAGAAGUAAGAGACGCGGCGACGAAGUUAACAGCAGCUUUCCAGGAGGCCGGUAUAAACCCACAAGAAAUGAUGGGACAGAUGAUGGCCAUGCAGAAGUUCUUCGGUGAUUUGAAGAAGUAA